ACGCGAUCUCUGCCUUGGAAUUGCAUGUUGGAAGCACGCUUGUUAGAUGAAUCCACUCGUCCUCCUUUCAUGAUUUUAGAGCGAUUCGGCGAUGAUCCAGCCUUUAAUACAAUCACUCACUCAUUGAUCCUUAUAUAAAGGAGGAAGGAAGAACUUUUUCAGUAGCUCGUUCUGUCAUCAAAACCAAAUGAGAGAUGCGUCGUCCCCGCUCCUCAACUACGCGCACCUCAGCGGCCUCCUCGCCCGCUGCGGCCGCGCCGGGGACCUCCGCCUCGGCGCCGCGCUCCACGCCGUUGUCGCCAAGAACCCCGCCCACUUCCGCCUCUGCCCGCGCCGCGCCUGCCUCCGCCACGCGCUCGUCGCCUGGAACGCGCUCGUCGCCAUGUACGCCCGCUGCGGCCGCAGCGGGGACGCCACCAGGGUGUUCGACGAAAUGCCCGUCCGGGACUCCGUCUCCUGGAACUCCCUCCUCUCCUCCGCCUCCGCGUCCUCCGAGGACGCGCUCGCGCUGCUCAGGCGGAUGCUGCGAUCGGCCCCAGGCGCGGGGGCGUGUGACCACGCCACGCUCACGACCGUCCUGUCGGCGUGCGCGCGCGACGGCGCGGCAGCCCUCCGGGGGUGUACCGCGGUGCACGGGCUGGCGGUCUCGUGCGGGCUCGACGCGGGGGUGUCCGUCGGGAACGCGCUCGUGACCGCCUACUUCGAGUGCGGCUCCCCGGGACCGGCGGAGCGUGUGUUUGACGCGAUGACGGAGAGGAACGUCAUCACGUGGACGGCGAUGGUCUCCGGGAUGGCUCGGGCGGAGCGUUACGAGGAGAGCCUCGCUCUGUUCUGGCAAAUGAGGCGCGCGGUGGACGCCAACAGUGCGACGUACUCGAGCUCCCUGUUGGCUUGCGCUGGCUCACUUGCAGCCAUGGAAGGCCAGCAGAUUCAUGGGCUUGUCGUGAAGGCUGGAUUCGACACCGACCUCCAUGUCGAGAGCGGGCUCAUGGAUGUGUAUUCCAAAUGUGGUUUGAUGGACGAUGCCCUCAGAGUGUUCCGCUCAUGUCAGAAUCCUGAUGAAGUCUUCUUCACAGUGAUUUUGGUUGGAUUUGCUCAAAAUGGACUGGAGGAGAAGGCAUUCGAAUUGUUCGCUGAGAUGGUCAGCGCAGGAAUUUACAUAGAUGCAAACACGGUUUCUGCGGUUCUCGGGGCCUUCGGUGCUUCUGCGCCUUUUGCUCUUGGGAAGCAAAUCCACGCACUGGUCAUCAAGAAAUGCUUUGGAGGGAACGCAUAUGUCUGCAACGGUCUGAUCAACAUGUAUUCGAAAUGCGGUGAAUUACAAGAAUCUGUUCAAGUGUUUGAUGGAAUGCCAACUAAGAACUCGAUUUCCUGGAACUCCAUCAUUGCAGCUUUCGCGCGACAUGGCCACGGUUCCGAAGUUUUUCAACUGUUUGAGUCAAUGAAAGCUGAUGGUGCCAAGCCCACUGAUGUCACUUUCUUAUCGCUGCUCCACGGAUGCAGCCAUGUUGGAUCAGCCAAGAAGGGACUGGAGACCUUGAAUUCCAUGUCAUCACAGUAUGGGAUCCAUCCAAGGGUGGAGCAUUAUGCAUGCGUGGUUGACAUGCUUGGCCGAUCCGGUCUGUUAGACGACGCGAAAGCAUUCGUAGAAGAUGGGCCCUUCAAGGACAGUGCUCUUCUUUGGCAGGCGUUAAUGGGAGCUUGUAGCUUCCACAAGAACUCAGUGGUUGGGAGAUACGCAGCAGAGAAGUUGCUCCUCCUGGACUCUGACUGCACUGCUGCUUAUGUCUUGCUCUCAAACAUCUACUCAUCAGACGGCAGAUGGGACGACAGGGCCAGGGUCAUGAAGAGGAUGAGGGAGAUGGGGUUGAGGAAAGAUACUGGCAAGAGCUGGAUUGAGCUCGAAAAGGAGAUCCAAUCUUUCGUCGUCGGACCGACGUCUCGUCCUGAUUCUGCUGGUGUUGACGACGUGCUGAUGCAGUUAUCCGCAGUUUACAGUGAUCAAGAAGAUCUGGUGGAAAGCAAUGGUUUGUGAGAUGUCAGUCAGAAAAGGAUUCCGGUUUACUUCAUUUAAAAAAAAAGAUAUCCUAAGUACACAUCCUCGAAGCCAGAUGUGGAGCGUAUUCAGCUAAAGAAACUCUCAGACCAGGCAAUCUCUAAUCACGAAUCGGCCAUAUCGGGAGAUGGAGAAGCAGACGAAUGUGGAGCUGCUCCAGGCCGGGGAGAUGCUCCGUGACGGCGUGUGGGUUCGUCACUCCACCGUUGUUACCGAAGAUGCACGCUGGCCCGGCGUGGCUGCGUUCCGAUGAGGGAGCACAGCCUACGCUGCCCCUGCAUGGUCAGAUGUUCUUGGCUUGGCAACGCCUUUGGGACAUCCUCCUCACUAAGGGCAGCACCAAGAAGAAGGAAGCCUAUACAUGCUAGCCUGGAUGUUAUCCAUCUUACUGACAAAAACCAUUUAACUUGCCUUGUAAUGACAGUAACUGCAACUCUGAUCUCGCAUCCUUUUUCUUUCA
Molecule: messenger RNA, 2516 nt
Organism: Phragmites australis (common reed)
Lineage: Eukaryota; Viridiplantae; Streptophyta; Magnoliopsida; Poales; Poaceae
Product: pentatricopeptide repeat-containing protein At3g05340
Exons: 2
Coding region: 188-2035 (615 amino acids)
Biological process (GO): RNA modification
Molecular function (GO): protein binding; RNA binding
Source: RefSeq, a predicted model, not a curated record